GUACAGUACAAUUAAACUUUAGUUUCACUUUAACAUUUGAUUCAAGUUUAAACUUAGCCUGGAAAAAUGGACGCUGGUGGCAAAAUUGGCGGUAAAAUUGGAGGAAAGGUCGGUGGUAUGGGCAAGGGCGGAAAGGGAAAGACCGGCUCUGGCAAGGGAAAGAAGACCCCAAUGAGUCGUGCAGCCCGUGCCGGUUUGCAAUUCCCAGUCGGUAGGGUUCACCGUAUGCUCAAGUCCCGUAUCAGUGCUGAUGGUCGUGUCGGUUCCACCGCCGCUGUCUAUGCCUCUGCCAUCCUCGAGUACUUGACUGCUGAAGUUCUCGAGUUGGCUGGAAACGCUUCCAAGGAUCUCAAGGUCAAGCGUAUCACCCCAAGGCAUUUGCAGCUCGCCAUCCGUGGUGAUGAAGAACUCGACACACUCAUCAAGGCCACCAUUGCCGGUGGUGGUGUUAUUCCACACAUUCACAAGGCUCUCAUGAACAAGGGUCCCACUCAAGUACUUGUCAAGCCACCCAAGAGAGUCUAGACACACGUUGUAAUUAUUUAUUUUUUA
Theileria equi strain WA is the source of this 552-nucleotide messenger RNA. Its product is annotated as histone H2a, putative. The transcript has 2 exons. Bases 67 to 525 code for a protein of 152 amino acids. NCBI's taxonomy places the organism in Eukaryota, Apicomplexa, Aconoidasida, Piroplasmida, Theileriidae. Gene Ontology annotation, cellular component: nucleosome. The record is from RefSeq and is a predicted model, not a curated record. Gene Ontology annotation, molecular function: structural constituent of chromatin; protein heterodimerization activity; DNA binding.